Messenger RNA from Uloborus diversus, 1394 nucleotides. RefSeq names its product cystathionine beta-synthase-like. The record is from RefSeq and is a predicted model, not a curated record. Gene Ontology annotation, cellular component: cytoplasm. NCBI's taxonomy places the organism in Eukaryota, Metazoa, Arthropoda, Arachnida, Araneae, Uloboridae. Gene Ontology annotation, molecular function: cysteine synthase activity; cystathionine beta-synthase activity. The coding region runs from base 99 to 1394 and encodes 431 amino acids. The transcript has 10 exons.
GCUCGAGGGUUCCUGAUUACGCAAUUUUUAAAAGUCUUCAAAAUUCGGCCUUGUGAAAUAAUUUCCUCGAAAAAUUCUUCUUGUAUUCAACUAAAGAUAUGUCUCCUUCACCGAGCAAGAUCAGCCAGCGGACUCGGGUUACGUCCUGCAGCCUGGACUUCGUGCGGCCCGACUUACCCAGCAAGUGCACGUGGCACCACGGCGCUCCCGUCGACGAAUCAGUGCACCAGCACCCCAAGAGGGCCAAAGAUCCCAAAGUCCUGCCAAACGUGUUGCAUGCCAUCGGGAACACGCCCAUGAUUCGCCUCAACAAAAUUCCUCAGGAGUUCGGAAUCAAGUGCGAGAUGUUGGCAAAGUGUGAAUUCUUCAAUGCGGGAGGCAGCGUGAAGGACCGGAUCGGGCUCAGGAUGAUAGAAGAAGCCGAGCGACAGGGGACCAUCAAGCCGGGGUACACCCUCAUAGAACCCACCUCCGGGAACACAGGCAUCGGGCUGGCCCUGGCGGCGGCCGUGAAGGGCUACCGGUGCACGAUCGUGAUGCCGGAGAAGAUGAGCACCGAGAAGGUGAACGUGCUGCGUGCACUGGGGGCGGAAAUAGUGCGCACACCCACCAGCGCACGCUUCGACGCACCGGAGUCGCACAUCAGCGUGGCGCAGAAGGUCAACCAGCAGAUACCCAACAGCAUCAUCCUGGACCAGUACCGUAACCCUGGCAACCCCCUGGCCCACUACGACUACACGGCCGAAGAGAUCCUGGAGCAGUGCGAGGGCAGAGUGGACAUGAUCGUGAUGGGGGCAGGGACCGGGGGCACCAUCACCGGAAUAGGGCGCAAGAUCAAGGAGAGGUGCCCCAACUGCAAGAUUGUGGGCGUGGACCCCUACGGCUCCAUCCUUGCAGAACCAGAGGCCCUGAACGAGACAGAGACCUCCUUCUACGAAGUGGAGGGCAUCGGAUACGACUUUGUGCCCACUGUCCUAGACCGAACGAUAGUGGACAAGUGGAUCAAGACAAACGACAAGGAAUCCUUCCAGCUGGCUCGCAUGCUGAUCAAGAAAGAAGGGUUACUUUGCGGUGGCAGCAGCGGCAGUGCCCUGAGUGGAGCCCUGAGGGCAGCCAGGGAGCUGCGCGAGGGUCAGCGCUGUGUGGUGCUCCUCCCUGACGGGGUGAGGAACUACAUGACCAAGUUCCUGACAGACUCCUGGCUCACCGAGAGAGACUUCAUCGACAUACACCAGGAGAUGAGCGAGAAGCACUGGUGGUGGGACCUGAAGGUGUCCAGCCUCCAGCUGAGUGGGCCCCUCACCAUCCUGCCCCACAUGUCCUGCCAAGAUGCCAUCGACUGCAUGGUGAGGGAAGGAUUCGACCAGCUGCCGGUGGUCGACGACUCCGGGUGA